CCCUCAACAAUCCCCGUCGCCGACGAUGGACAGGGCGAUCAGCGACACCAAGCCGACCUGCCGUGUCACCGGGACGGACGUGGCAGCAUUAUUCUCAAGACUGGCCCAGGCUCCUUCGUAGAGCGCGAGAGCGCGCCGCUUGACCCACCAGGGGUUUUUGCAACGUCUGUAAGUCUGCUCGCGCCUCUUCCACAACCAUCGGCGACGAUGAACUGGUGGCUGGUAACUCCGAAUGCGAUGGCGUUUGAGAACAUUGCUUUCACACGGCCCGUGGCC
Postia placenta MAD-698-R-SB12 is the source of this 276-nucleotide messenger RNA. RefSeq lists its product as hypothetical. The annotation marks the transcript as partial. Lineage: Eukaryota; Fungi; Basidiomycota; Agaricomycetes; Polyporales; Adustoporiaceae. The transcript has a single exon. The record is from RefSeq and is a predicted model, not a curated record.